This is a messenger RNA of Contarinia nasturtii (swede midge), 4317 nucleotides long. Its product is annotated as uroporphyrinogen-III synthase-like. Gene Ontology annotation, biological process: uroporphyrinogen III biosynthetic process. Bases 3245 to 4003 code for a protein of 252 amino acids. The record is from RefSeq and is a predicted model, not a curated record. Gene Ontology annotation, molecular function: uroporphyrinogen-III synthase activity. The transcript has 2 exons. NCBI's taxonomy places the organism in Eukaryota, Metazoa, Arthropoda, Insecta, Diptera, Cecidomyiidae.
AUUCUGAAAAAAAAAAAUAAGUUCUUGCUUUAUAUUUGACUCCAAGUAUUUCUGUAUGUGAUUUUGCUUCUGGGAUUAAUUAAAAUGUUAUUGGUUGCAUAAAAAAUUGAUUAAAUGUGACGAGACUUGCUUUUGGUAAUUUUCUGAAUGUAUUAUGAACGCUCAGCCGAUCUUAAGCGGCAUCGGCAAAUCCAACACGAUCAUUGCCCAUAUCGAAUUCAGUGUAAUAACGUCCAAUGAAUACAUCUCCCAAAAUCCAAAGUGGACCGUUUGGUGGUGGUAUAUCAAUUCCCAUGAAACCAGACAAACAAAUUGUUUUUCCCAUUUGAUUGAUACGCAAUACAUAAUCAAUUCCCUUCAAUUCGAAACGUUUGCCACCCAAAACAAAGCCAAUGGUUGGUAAAUUUGGUAUUGCGUCACAACCGACAAUAUAUUGUCCAUUAACAAUUGGUGUUCCACCGAUAGCGCGAUUAAUAUUGGUAAUUUCUUCAACUGGGCCAGCAAUCAAACUGGUGCCAGUAUCAGCAAUUGCUUGACAACCACCAUCACAGAAUUUCUUAUCGCCAACAGUAACCGAAUCCAUUUGGAAUUGCCAGUAUGCUUUACGAUUGACUGGUACAUAUGUGAAAUCUCCUUUGUAAUGUGCUGGAUCUGAUCCACCGAAAAUAAUUUCACCACCUUCUUUACCCGAUGGAUCACGAUCUAUCGAAAAGAAAUAACGAAAUGUUUGGUUUUUUUUAUCGAAAUUGAUAUGAUAAUAUUAUUGAUUAGCCAAUGAUGCGGCUUCAUUUAUGGCUUACUUAAAUAGAAUGAGAACACUGGAUCUUUGAUUAAACCCUGACUGUACAAAUUGUAGAAUGGUGGCACAACACGAUCAACGGAAAUCGAACCAUAUCCCAAACCAAGAAUGCCAUCAAAUUUAGCCGCAACAAAUACCAAACCGGGUUCAUUGAUUGCCUCAGCAAAUGUUUGAUCUUUCACUUUCAAACCGCCAAUCUGUAAAUUAUGAAAAAUUGGAAUUAUGUAUAUUUUUUUUCUUCUUCUUCUUUCAAUUUGAUAUGGUUAUAUUGCGGAUUCAUUUAUCGCUUACGUCAAGAACAUCCGUUGAUAGAUAACCGGAAAGGCUACCCGAUCCAUAUUGAAUAGAAAAUUGUGUUCCAUUUGCUUUGUAGGUUGAUGAGGAUUUUGCAUUGUAUUUAUUGUGUGUCAAACAUGCAAUGUUGGUAAAUUUACAAUUCUUCGAUGGAACCCAUAGAUUUGAUGAGCCCGUAUCAAAGACAACUUUGAAUUUUUGCGGUGGAGUACCAAUCGAGAUUUCACCAUAAUAUUGAGCCUGAUUUUAAAAUUCAAAACGAAAAAAAAAAAAUUAAUGUGAACAACUUGUAUAAAAAUAAAAAGAAAAAUGAUAAACGAAUUUAAAUGAUUUUUCGAUGUUGUUUUUUUUCUACAUACGUCUAGAUAAUUUGAGAGCGGUUCCGGUGUAGGACCUCUGAGAUUUUUGUAUUUCAAUCGCAAUUGUGUGAUUUCGGUGCCGACACGAUGAAAGAAAUUGCGCGGCGUUUCAAAUUUCUCUACAGGAAUUCUACCAAAAUAGAAAAUAAAACAUAUUGUAACACUUGAUAAGAUGAACAAUUAGUUUUGAAAACAGAAUAUAACAACAAUAUCAACAAAUCCCAAUAUCCAAUGCACUGUUGUGUCAUUCGUUGAUAUUUUUGCUCAUGAACUAAUUAUAAUUUUCAUACAUGUAAUUCAAUGAGUCAGACCACACCAAUUGUCAUUUGUUUACUGAUAUCGUAUAUUGCUCUAUAAGCCAAUAAUAAGCGAUAUGGUGAUUCGCCAAUAAAAGUAAAUAAAUGUAAGUAAAAUUUUAUUUUUCAUUUAUGGAUCAUUGGCUACUUGGCGUUGAUAGCCAUAAUCACAGCACACUUAAAAAAAAGAGUAUGAAUGUAUAUGAUGGAGAUAAAUGUUUCAUGCACUAAAAGAAAUAAAAUGAAUAGAUAAAAGAUAAUCUAUCUUAUUUAAAAACAGGUCAUUCCGGUCAAAAUAGUUUACAAACAAAUCGUCCGUAACGAUAUGAACGAAAAAAAAAAUACAUUAAAAUUAUUAUGUCCGUAUAAAUUGACUUUGGUUUGGCAAAUGUUCAAAGCCACACUUAUAUAGAAUAUUCCGCAUUUUCUUGUCUUGUAAUUAACGACACACCAUAGAGAGAAAAAAAGUUCCAUUUUCAUGGAAGCCAUACAUAAUUAGUGGAAAUGGUAAGCGAAAAAGUUAUAUAAUAAAUAUCGUAAAAAUUUAAAUUAUGAAAUAGUGAGAGAGGCGACUUAUUAUUCAAAUAGAACGCAUUAAAUGUCUUUUCUCUCGUUCUUUUUUAUGGUACAAAGAAGAGUGUGUAUGAACAAAAUACAAAAAUAAACAAUAAUCGUGUGACUCAACACUUACCGAAUCAAUCCAUUUGAUUGGUCUGCGUUAGCUGUCGUCCAUAAUAAAAGGCACAAAAACAAAAUGUUUUUUCCAAACACCAUUCUGAAAAUAUUUUCUGUAAAAUAGAAACGUAAUUUAUUUUAUUUGUUUGUUGUCGUUGUUGUCGUUUUAAUUAUAAAUGAGUAUGAGAACGUGCAAAAUAGCAACUGUUAGUACAGCCGAUAUAGACAAGAAUUAAAAUCUAAUUUAACGUAGUUGGUUCGUUCGAAAAAAUAUAUAUUUAUUUCUAUUUGUGCUUGACUCUUCUUUGUUAUUUGUCGUCGGCUUCACUUACCGUUCGGUCCAAAGUGUAUUGUAGAUCUGAAAUUUUGAAAUGUAAUCAUUAUUGACAGCGUCAACACAAUAAGAUAUGUAUAUGUGUGAAAUAAUACCAAAAAAUUGACCAGUGGCGCCACCGGCCAGCACAUUUAUCAAUCACAUUGUGACAUGAGACAAUUGUCACGCAUAAAUGGCAAAUUUAUGCAGUCGUUGUAAUCGUUUAAUCGUUUUGGUUUUCUUUUUUGGUUCAUCUGCCAAAUUGCAUGUGUUUAUUUUUACAAAAUGAAUGCAUGGCCUGUUCGUUAAACACAAACACGCACACGCACACUGUGUCUCAUCAACAAUAUGCACGAAAUAGAUGUUUAUUUAUAUUCGGCGUAUAGAUUAACUGAAACAAAGUAAACAGUUUGGAUGGUUUUGUGUGAGACUCUUAAAAACAAUUGGUGAAUUGAGAAGAAUAAGAAAGACGUGAGACACAAAUAUUAAGCACAAAAAAGGCGACAAAAUGAAGCGUGUGGUUUUACUAAAAUCGGAAAGUGAUAGUGUCGACAACUAUACAACGUUGUUACAGGCGCACAAUUUUGAACCAAUUUUUGUGCCAACGCUGGAAUUUCGCUUCAAAUUUUUGGACAAACUACGCGAAAAAUUACAAGCACCCGAUAUGUAUUCGGGCAUUGUGUUCACCAGUCCACGAAGUGUGGAAGCCUGUGAGGUGGCAUUAAGUGAAGUGGGCAUUAAAUUGCCUGAAAAAUGGAGCAAGUUACAUAACUAUUGUGUUGGUGAAGUGACGCAUAAUUUGAUUCAUGUGGCACUUGAUUUAAAUGCACGCGGCAAACAUACGGGUAAUUCAAACAAUUUGGCUGAUUUUAUUUUUGAAAAUUUAGAAGGCGCUCGUCUACAAUAUCCGUUCAUUUUUCCAUGCGGAAAUUUGCGACAGGAUACGCUACAGCUAAAAUUAAUGGACUAUGGAUAUUAUUUGGAUGCGAUUGAGGUGUAUGAAACUGUUGCGCACAGUGACCUUGAAUCGAAUCUCAAGCAAGCAUUGAUCGAUGACAAAGCCGAAUAUUUGGCAUUUUUCAGCCCAUCGGGUGUUAACUAUACAACCGCAAUUCUACGAAAAUUAGACGUAAAUUUAGCUAAUUAUAAACUAAUUGCCAUCGGACCGAGCACACGCAAGUGCCUCGAAACAAAUGGUUUUAAAGUGUAUAAAACGGCCGAAAAACCAUCUGUCGAAUAUCUGGUCAAAGCACUAUUAGAAUCAUAGUUGUUGUUGUUGAUUUUUUCUGUUCUCAUUUAUACUGCAUGCUUUUCAUUUAUCGCAAUAUAUUUAUAUACCAUCCCAAAGCGCAAGGGAACAAAUAAUAAGAAAAUAAAAAAAACACAAGAAUUUUGAUUGUUAUGCCAAAUAGUUUGAUGAUGAUCCUUAAUACAUGCUCAAAUCAAACACAAUUCUUUUAAAAAGUUAUUAUUAAGAUUUUUGUUCAGAUUAAAUCUAAUAUCCUUUAUUUAACUCCUUUAUUCAUUUGAAAGUUUUUUUUUUACAUUGAAUAAACAUUAUAUGGGACUGUUGAAACAAAA